UAUUGAGAUUAGCGAAUGGGACGGCCCUCCGCUGUAAACUGUUAUGGAAGGCCAGCUGGCUCGAAGCUCAGUGACGUGCAGCUGUUAAACGUCUAUCAACCAUCCUUCAAGGACAUAGCAGUUGGUUUUGUCUUGCAGCAGCAUCACUUGACACUCAGAGAUUCUCUGUACCAACAUCAGCAACUUGAAGGGAAAGGAGAAUUAUUUGCUUUUGGUGCUCCGGGUCGCAAUCUGUUGAUUGGGACAUUUUGUACUCGGCUGCUCUUGCUUUGUCAAAACUGCCAGGAUGGACGCACUGCUAUCGGCACUGGGAAUGGAUAAAGUGGCAGUAGGUUUUUCUAAUCUGUCAAUGUUUCCCCUUUUCGACAUGGCACAUUACAUCAUUUCAGUUAUGGCACUACGGGAACAGCCAGGAGCGAUAGAGAUUUCAAGGCGCAGUCCAAUUGCAUGCUGGUUUAGUGCUAUGAUUUAUUGUUUUGGUGGAGCAAUUGUGUCUUCUGUCCUGCUUGGAGAGCCUCCAGUAGAGGUCUUCUCAAACAACAUAAACAUACUGAUGGCUUCUGCAGCCUGGUAUUUAUUAUUUUACUGCCCCAAUGACAUGUUCUUCAACAUUUGUGCCAUCCAUUUAUUCCGCGUCUUACUUGCUGGUAUGAAGGAAGUGACCAGGACCUGGAAAGUGCUGUCAGGAGUCACACUUGCAUAUAAGCAGUACAAACGACUUUGUAUAGCCUUGAUUACUAUUGGAUGGGCCAAAGGUGCAGGUACUGGCUUGAUGUCUAACUUUGAACAGCUGGUGAGAGGAGUUUGGAAACCAGAAACAAAUGAACUGUUGAAAAUGUCAUAUGCAACAAAAGUGACACUCCUAGGAGCUGUACUGUUCAGUUUACAAACAACAGGCUAUUUACCAAUUGCACAGCAUAACCUAAUGUUCAUGUAUACCAUCUUUUUGGUUGUUACAAAGGUUACUAUGAUGAUGACUGGUUCUACUGUUUCACCAUUUGCCUGCGUGGAGUCUGUUCUUUGUAGGGUGAUAUUAGGCCUCAAGUCAGGAGACGCUGAAGAAAAGAAUUCAAAGAGUGCCACCAAGGAUAUUUCCAAUGGUACGUGUCCAGCUUCAAAUGGUAACAUCAAAGCAGAGCCAGAAGAAACUUGUGCUCCAUCUGCUUCUAGUCCAGACACUGAGGAAUCUAAUGAUAGCAACAAAAGCAGUAACAAAAAAGAUGACUAAAGAUUGUAGACCAAAAAAUUCACAAGAGCUUUGUGAUUCAUUGGCUGUGUUUCUUCAUGUAUAGCCUCAGCUGUUCUUUUGUCCGAGUCUUGUAGAUGCAUUCUGCAUGCAUGAUAGGAAACAAAAGCUGCAGUUCUGUAUAGACAUGCACUAAAGCAGAAGUUAACACCGUUUAAUUGUAAUUGAUUUGGGACUGAUCUGACUGAGGCUUUACUUUUUUAUUAUUGCAAUUAUUAUUUUGCUGUAAGUUUGGAUUGUUAUUAGUCUGUGCAAUUCAAAUCUUAUUUUGGAGAUAAAUAUUAAGUUGAGAAUUUAGAUUUUGAAUUUUAGAAAUGGGUUAUUUAAACAUGUUAAUCAGAGAUUUUAUCAUUGGUUAAAAAGCUUUUAAUUAUUUCAAGAGUUUAUAAUGUAUGGGUAGUGGGAACAUAGAAGACACUGGAUGCAAGGCAGGUAUAGUUAAAUAAGCACUUUUAUUAAACAUUUGUCUUUCCUUUUUAAAAAGUAUAUAUAGAUAUAUAAUUUUCUAAAUAAAAGCCAAAUACAUUCCAUGUUAUAUUUCUUAUUUGAUUUUUUUUACUUUAUUUCUUUGCUUUUUAUGCAGAUGUAAUGAAAGUGUGGUUGUUGAUAAAACUUUUUAACUUUGUGUGUGUGUGUGUGUAUAUAUGUAUAUAUAUAUAUAUAUAUAUAUAUAUAUAUAUAUAUAUAUAUAUAUAUAUACAUAUACAUACACACACACACACACACACACACACACACACACACACACACACACACACACACACACACACACAUAUAAUGUGUGUGCUGAUCACUUUUUCAAGGCCAUUGUUACCCACUUCAGUCAGAGAAGUCUUUUUUGCUCCUUUUACAGUGAAUGAAGUGGCUUUGCCAAGCAGCACCUUACUACUACUAAACGCUAAUAAAUAUUUAUACACAGUGUUCAGUUUGAGUUCAAUGUGCAAUAAUGCAUGUGAUUUUAAACUGCAUUUCCAUGCAGUGGUGUAAUCAUGAUAUUAGAAAUUUAUGCCACCUUGCAAAUUUUUAACUGUACACCAUUCCACCCCAGAAAAGUAGCCCAUAAUUUCUGAUUUGUUGUACAGACUCUUGUACUGUUAUAUCCCCUCAGAAUAACUAGCCUUUUCUGUGGUAUAUAAACCAAAUAAAAAAAGAAGCAUUGGUUUGCUAGCAAUAUAAUAAAAGAUAGCUUACUUACUAUAAUCUUUUUAAUUUAAUUUCUUUCAGGUUAGGUCAUUUGAAGCCCUUGGCUGAAUAUUGUUGUCUUGUAAACUGAUAUGUACUCCUUGAUGUCCUUCAAUUCUCAUGUUACAGUAUUCCAAACUCUUGGGUUUUCCUCUCUUGCUACCCGAACAUCCGGCCAGUAUACAAAAGCUUGUAGUCACUGCUAGGUAUGUAGGACGUCUGACGAUGGCCUAGGGAGCAUGGGCCAUAAAAGUGAUGUCUGCACGUACCUUUCCUCAGAACUUCUCUGCCACCAGUCCAAAUGUCCUCGUUCCUGCCAUCUUUACUUCGGCUCUUCAUAUUCCAAAAAUAAGUACCCCGUUGGGGCUGUUUUUUGAUUCCUUUGUCACUGCAUGCCUGUUAGGGUUAUAUGUCAUCCAGGAAGGGAAAGUGCAAGUGCGAUCAUCAGAUCCCCAUAAGUACACCCACAACCUUUGCCUUUUCUGUCUAGGGUCUACGCACAACCAUCUUUCUUGCGUGAUAUGUCAGGACUACAUGCCUAAAACCCUACACAGCCGCCUGCACAUCUUGAAUAUAUAUUUAGAAAAUCAGCAUAUUAAACGCUUAGCUUUAGAGAUGGAAGGGUCGUCUGGUCAGCCCAUGGACCCACCCAAAAAGAAGGCCAAGGUUUCCAGGCCCAAAGUUGCCACUGCUGCCCCUCCUCCAUCUAACAUCCCUCAUGUGGCCGACAUUCACCUGGAGGAAUGCUCUGAGUCUGCUGAAGAAGGUAUAGUGGGUACCCCUUGGGAUGCCACAGAACCUAGAGCAGAAGGCACGUCCGGGAAGGGUUUACUACCUUCACUUGGCGACGUUAAGAGGGAACUACAGGUUCCUACAGCUGCUCAGACAGGCCUUUCCUGUGCUUCCCAGUGCAUUGAAUCUUGGCCUUCUUCAGACACUAGGCCUUCCUCGGGGCCUAAGCCUCCUAGGCCUUCACUGUAAAAGAAAGCCAAGACCAAGCAUCUCUUCCCUCUUCUGAAAGCCUUUUCACAGAGCCUAUUUAAUGGCCCUGAGCCUGCCAUGUCUGAAUCUCCACAGGCCGACCGUCCUUUUCCUCUUGUGUAUGCUUCAACAGAGGACAAAUCUGUAGAGGCUGAUUCCCCAGCAGAGGACCUCACCUUUGGGGAGAUGAUUUCCAAAAUGAGGGAAUUUAAGUGGGAUUCCUCUGAGAUGUCUGAGGUACAAAAAGAUAGAGCUCCUGGAGAUGGAAACCCCUGCUCCUUCUGCAAUCCCCGCAGUAUUACCAGCAUUCUUGGAUGCUUUCAGUGCUGCCUCACUUAACCCAUUCAUCUGAGGCCUUCUUCAAAGGAUUGGACACUUCCAUCCUAGAGGCAGCUACUUGAUCAUCUGUCCAUACCUUCACUAAACACUACAUGUCUCCAGAUCCAGAGUGGGGUUUGCAAGGGCAAUCCUGUAUGGCUUUGUAGAGAGUAGCUCCAUACCACCACCCUCUUCUUCCCUGUGAGCUUUGAGUUUGGAAUACUGCAAUAUGAGACAUGAAGGACAUAGAAUAGUUGUAUAAAAUCUUAUCAUAACCAUAGAUAUCCUUCUCUUCUAUGUUGCAGUAUUCAUUCCCUCCCACCUUACCCCCUUCUCUCGAUUUAAACUGUCUCUUCCUUGGUGGCACAGAGCUUAUACAGCUUCCUGGGACUGGGGACCAACUGGGGCAUUCAUUUCUGAGAAAAGGUACAUGCAGACAUCACUUUUAUGGCCCAUACUGUGUAGGCAAGCGACAGAUAUCCUAUGUACCUAGCAAUGACUACAAGCUUUUGUAUACUGGCCAGACGUUCAGGUAGCAAGAGAGGAAAACCCAAGAGUUUGGAAUACUGCAACAUCGAAGAGGAGGACAUCUAUGGUUAUGGUAAGAUUUUACACAACUAUUCUUUGUACAUAGUGUUUGUUUCUACUUGUUCAUGAUUUAUUAAAAUAAGUAAAAAAAAAUAAUAUGGGGAAGCUGGAAUCCGGUAAUAUAGAAGUAAUCUUUUGUCAAAAAUACAAUUUAAGUAUAUCUGUGAAUUUAAUGCACACUAACAUUUUAUGUAACUUUUAUCAUCUCGAUUGUUUAUGAAACCAUAAGGAAAUACUUAUGGUUCUUAUCAUUUCUUUAAAAAGGUAUUAUUAAAAAUAUUUUCAGUAUAAUGUUUUCAUAACUGACCUGUACAGUUUAUAAUACUUGAAUAUACCCAAUUCAUUUAUUUUAAAUUGCAUAAUUAUAAAUAUUUUCGACAAUAAACAUGCUUUUAAAGUUGAGACUGCAAUGUGCAAUAUUAUGUAAAUAUGUGUAUGGUAUAUGUUAAAUGAUGUGUCAACAUAUACUGGCAUCUUGUAAGAUUUUCUGUCUGCUGUAUCAUUCUCUUGUAUAGUUGUUUCCUUCCUUCUUUCACUUAUUCAUUCUCCCAUUUACCUGCUUUAUUCAUUUCAGGGUCAUUGGGAAGUCAUAGCCUAUCCUGCCACUUAGUGGGUGUAAAGCAGAAAAACUACUUCUGGAAGAGGUGCCAAAUUUUAUAGGAUACACAACCAAAUUUUAAAGGAUACACAAGCACAUAGUCACACAAAGCACUGUCGGCAGUUUGAAAGGCCACCGGUACAUCUGUGGCAUGUCUUUGGGAUGUGGUUGAAAAUGUGAGAAUGCUGGUACAGGCAUACCAUAUAAUCUCUGCAUCAAAGGUACUUCAGCUGAGAACUGGGCUGGAGAACCAAGUAAAUUGUGGCAUCAGUGCUAAGCACUACACCACUGUGUCACUGUUCUGUUACCUUAAACGUAUAUCUCUGGAAAAUGAAAAACUACAGUCAACCAGUCCUUAAAGCUUAUGCCACCUCUUAUGCAAGCUCAUUGUACUAUCAGCAUGUUAGACUGGAGUGUCAUCCUCUUACAUGGAACCUGCAUCAUAACUUCAUAACAUUGUCACUGUAAGCUGCAUGUGUGUGACACAAACAUAAUGAAAAUUCCACUGUUUCUGUAAAGUAUACAGAACAAGGUGUUUCUUAAAUAUGUAUUAAAUGGAAAGCUUGAAACAUG
Messenger RNA from Protopterus annectens (West African lungfish), 5486 nucleotides. It is a transcript of the gene TMEM38B, whose product is annotated as transmembrane protein 38B. Gene Ontology annotation, molecular function: identical protein binding; potassium channel activity. Gene Ontology annotation, cellular component: membrane. Gene Ontology annotation, biological process: potassium ion transmembrane transport. The coding region runs from base 287 to 1228 and encodes 313 amino acids. The transcript has 6 exons. The record is from RefSeq and is a predicted model, not a curated record. Lineage: Eukaryota; Metazoa; Chordata; Ceratodontiformes; Protopteridae.